GCUGGGAGUGAACACAGCAGCCCCUGGACACCAGCUCCUGGGAGUUCCUGGCUGGCAAGCGGCAUCCCUGGGAUGUAAGUGAGGCUGGCUGGAAGCCAGAGGUAAACCGCCAGGUCACUGCCCCCACCAUGUCACAGGUGAUAUCCAGCUCCCUGCUGGCGGGAGGCCAUGCCGUGGGCUUGGCUCCCUGUGAGGAACCCAGGAGAACCCUUCACCCAGCACCCAGCCCCAGCCUGCCGCCCCAGUGUCCUUACUACACCACAGAAGGCUGGGGAGCCCAGGCCUUGAUGGCCCCCACGCCCUGCAAGGGGCCACCCAGCAGGUUCCAGCCCGCCCCACAGGCUGGAGCCAAAGCCAGCCGCCUCCUGCAGUCCCCUGAUGAGCAGGCCUCAGGGUGUCUGGAGGACCUUGACUCCUACAUUGACUUGUCGUUGGAGAGCCUUAACCAGAUGAUUCUGGAACUGGACCCCACCUUCCAGUUGCUCCCCCCAGGGGCUGGUAGCUCCCGGCCCGAGCCUGCUCAGAGCACUACCUCAAGGAGAAAGAAGGAAGAGCCUGAAGCCGUAGAUAUAAAGUACAUUGAAGUGACCUCUGCCAGAUCAAGGUGCCACGAUGGCCCCCAGCGCUGCUCCAGCUCGUCUGUCACUCCACCCAUUGGCUCCCCGCGCAGUGGCGGCCUCCUCCUUUCCAGAGACGUCCCCCGAGAGACUCGAAGCAGCAGCGAGAGCCUCAUCUUCUCUGGGAGCCAGGGCAGGGGGCACCAGCACCCCCCUGCCCCCUCUGGGGCUUCCUCCUCUCAUUUCCCACCAUCUCCCAGCAUCUCCAUCCCUUGCAUGGGGAGCAAGGCCUCGGGGCACCAUGACCUGGGCUCCCCACUGGUGACUUCUCCUAGCUCGGAGAAGGGGCUGAGGGGCCUGGUCCCACAAAGGAGCAGCAGGGUCUCCGUGCUGUCGGCCAGCCCAGCGUCUGAUGUCAGCUACGUGUUCGGAAGCAGCCAGUCUCUCCUCCACUCCAGUAUCUCCAGCCAUCAGUCGUCUUCUAGAUCCUUGGAAAGUCCAGCUAGCUCUUCCUCCAGCCUCCACAACCUUGGCCCAGUGUCCCUGUGUACAAGAGUCAGUGACUUCCAGGUCCCCAGCAACCCCACCCCAAGCAUGGGCCAGCCCAGAGCAACCUACUCCCCACCACUGGCCAAGGAGCAUGCCAGCAGCUGCCCCCCAUCCAUCGCAAACUCCAUGGUGGACAUACCCAUUGUGCUGAUCAACGGCUGCCCAGAACCAGGGUCUCCCCCACCACAGCAGAUCGCAGGACACCAGGACUUCAUCCAACCUGGGGCUGCUUCUUCCAGCAACCCCUGUCCAGCCACUAGGAGCCACAGCCAGACCCUGCCAGAUGCCCCUCUCACUACAUCCCCGGACGGUCCCACCAAGGACAUGCAGCCCACCAUGAAGUUUGUGAUGGACACAUCUAAAUACUGGUUUAAGCCAAGCAUCACCCGAGAGCAAGCAAUCGAGCUGCUGAGGAAGGAGGAGCCGGGGGCUUUCGUCGUGAGGGACAGUUCCUCAUACCGAGGCUCUUUCGGCCUUGCCUUGAAGGUGCAGGAGGCCCCCGCACCUGCCCAGAACCAAUCAGGCGAGGAUGGCAGUGACCUUAUCCGCCACUUCCUCAUUGAGUCUUCCGCCAAAGGGGUGCAUCUCAAAGGAGCAGAUGAGGAGCCCUACUUUGGUAGCCUCUCUGCUUUUGUGUGCCAGCAUUCCAUCAUGGCCUUGGCCCUGCCCUGCAAACUCACCAUCCCGCAGAGAGAAUUGGGAGGUGGAGCCGGGGCCUCAGACCCCUCUACAGACGGCGGCCGGGCCUCCUGCCUGAAGAAAUCUGCUGGCUGCCAGGCCCUGUACCUGAGCUCCGUGAGCAUGGAGACCCUGACUGGAGCCCUGGCGGUGCAGAAGGCCAUCUCGACCACCUUGGAGAGGGAGGUUCUCCCCACGCCCACCGUGGUCCACUUCAAAGUCACUGAGCAGGGCAUCACCCUGACUGACGUCCAGAGGAAGGUGUUUUUCCGGCGACAUUACCCCCUCACCACCCUCCGUUUCUGUGGCAUGGACCCAGAGCAACGGAAGUGGCAGAAGUAUUGCAAGCCCUCUAGGAUCUUUGGCUUUGUGGCCAAGAGCCAGACUGAGUCACAGGAGAAUGUGUGCCACCUCUUUGCGGAGUAUGACACAGUCCAGCCAGCCUCACAGGUCAUCAGCCUGGUGGGUGCUCUGCUGCAGGACACAGAAAGGAUGUAGGGGGAGGGAGCUUCCUGUACACCUUCCCAGAUAUCCCAAGGGGCUUGCUCAGGAGCCCCCCACCUCCCUCUGAACAAGGGGCUUGUGGCCACACUGAUGGACCAAUCUAUUGAACUGGAGGAGAACGGUACCAAGUUAAAACUCUUGAACCCACUGUGACCUUCAGCAGUGACCGUCAUCCAGAGCCCCCUGGGUCUCAGUUUCCUCAACCAUAAAAGGAGGUCAAUAGACAGGAUCAGCUGUUCUUCUCUGACUUUGGCGGGCAUCUUAACAAGUUCCCUGUGAUUCUGAAGCACACUCACA
Molecule: messenger RNA, 2585 nt
Organism: Ceratotherium simum simum (southern white rhinoceros)
Lineage: Eukaryota; Metazoa; Chordata; Mammalia; Perissodactyla; Rhinocerotidae
Gene: TNS4
Product: tensin 4
Cellular component (GO): focal adhesion
Molecular function (GO): protein binding
Source: RefSeq, a predicted model, not a curated record